ACAAACGCGAAACACAUACGAGUGUAAUAUUCAUUAUACAAAGCGUAGCACGCAUAACAGCAAGCAGUGGCGCAGUCUCAGUGAUAUUUUAUUAGUCUAAUGUAUUGAUGAAAACAAACAAUUGUGACAUCUAAGUGCAUGUUAAAUGAUGAAAGUGAAAUGUUCAAGUUGUUGUCGAAAAUGUCUGGAACUACUGGAAUGAGAUUAAAGUCGGUGGUUGUUGUGCCAAAACGGAGUCAAUCAUCCAACGUCAUUGAUGAAAUGGAUCGUUCAAGCAUACUUCGAUUGAAGAAUGUUUCACAAUCACAACAACGGGCACAUUCGGUCGGGAAGGAUAAAAAUGACAAAAACACAAGCCACGCUAAGAAAUCGAAAUCAAAGAAAAACUGGCCAUCAAUUGAAUCCCUUACCCGACACGCAAAUAUUCGACCGUUGGGUGUGACGGAUGAUUGGGGACCACUCACCCAUAAACAUGAGCUUAUGCCAAUGGACAACGUGCGAUACUGGCAUCAGCACAGAUGUGAGGUUUGCGACAAGCUUUUCGAGCACAAACAUAAGCAACGAGGCGACCAAUCCAUGAAUUAUAAUCGACACGUAUGCAGUGUAUGCGGCGGAACGAAGGGCAGCCGAAGAGUGCUGUUCAAAAACAGUCAACCGACUAUGGAUUAUCGAAAACAGAGAUAGGUUCAGUGUAUUGGAUUUAUUUGCGUUUAUUAGUUUGUGGAAUCACAUAUUUUUUGUUAAUUACAUCCGUUAGACUCAAUGAA
This is a messenger RNA of Bradysia coprophila, 767 nucleotides long. RefSeq lists its product as uncharacterized. NCBI's taxonomy places the organism in Eukaryota, Metazoa, Arthropoda, Insecta, Diptera, Sciaridae. The record is from RefSeq and is a predicted model, not a curated record.